Molecule: messenger RNA, 1610 nt
Organism: Gadus chalcogrammus (walleye pollock)
Lineage: Eukaryota; Metazoa; Chordata; Actinopteri; Gadiformes; Gadidae
Gene: naxe
Product: NAD(P)HX epimerase
Exons: 7
Coding region: 168-1016 (282 amino acids)
Cellular component (GO): mitochondrion
Molecular function (GO): NAD(P)HX epimerase activity
Source: RefSeq, a predicted model, not a curated record
UUUAUUUUGAAAGUAAUACACCCGGAAGUAGUUUACGGCUGGGACCAAAACAUUGCUUUGCUGUGAUACUUUUGUGCAAAUCUUGAUUUAACAAGCACGCUUUUAUUUUUUGGAUUGCGUAUAAUAGCUAUCAGGUAAAGUUGCGUUUUGGUGCGGGCCCCGGCUGGAUGUUGAGCGUCCGCGCUCUGGUGGGGAUCGGGCUCCUGGUGACGUCAAGAGCCGCCGCCACCGCCCAGAGAGCCGCAUGUCCUGCUGCUGCUGCACCCAACAAGGAACACAGGCACUGUUUCAACAGCGGACGAGCGUCCAGUAUGGCGCAAUCUAUCAAGUACCUGGGGCAGGAGGAGGCGCAGAACAUCGACCAGCAGCUGUUCACUGAGUACGGUUUCAGCGUGGACCAGCUGAUGGAGCUGGCUGGUCUGAGCUGUGCCACGGCCAUCGCCAGGGCCUACCCCCUCAGCUCCCUGCUCCAGGCCAGACCCUCCCUGCUGGUGAUCUGCGGUCCGGGGAACAACGGAGGCGACGGGCUGGUCUGCGCCCGUCAUCUCAAGCUCUUUGGCUACGAGCCCACCAUCCUGUACCCCAAGAGGCCCAACAAGCCCCUCUUCCUGGGCCUCACCACCCAGUGUGAGAAGAUGGACAUCCCCUUCCUGUCUGAGAUGCCCGAGGCCAAGCUCGUCGACCAGGCCUACAACCUGGUGGUCGACGCCAUCUUCGGCUUCAGCUUCUCGGGGGCGGUCCGGGAGCCCUUCGGAGCCAUCCUGGAGGUCCUGAAAGACUCCACCGUGCCCGUGGCCAGCAUCGACAUCCCCUCAGGCUGGGACGUGGAGCGGGGCGCGCCAGACGGCCUGCAGCCCGACAUGCUCAUCUCCCUGACCGCGCCAAAGAAGUCGGCCGCCCACUUCAGGGGUCGAUACCACUACCUCGGGGGCCGCUUCGUCCCCCCGGCCCUGGAGAAGAAGCACCAGCUCAACCUGCCCCCAUACCCCGGCACCGAGUGCGUGCUGCAGCUGUAAGACCAGGACCGGGGACAUGAGAAUAUAGUUUAAAUGAUGAGUCAGUGGGGCUACUUUAUUUAUUAUGAUGGGGGAUUAUGGAGGGAACUGGUUUCAUGGUGUGAUAAGAUGUGCUUUUUUUAAAUCCCUGACGAGGAAUAUUAUUAGUCUGUUGCGGAAGCGCAGACGAUAUAUGUGAGGAUUUAGGGGUAAUAAAAUAAAGGACGUUUUUUUUUGCUGAAUGUGAUCCCUAGUGUGUUGACGUCAAAGCUGGUCUCUAAAUCUGCACUAAUGCCUUUUCAUGUGACCGGUGCUGCUGGCAAUGGGGGGGUCGAAGGGGCUAGCCGUCGCGCAGCUAAUGCUAGCCCUCGAGCUCUUGCUGUCUGCGACUGGGAAGGGGAUCUUAUUUCACAGCCGUUUGGCAGAAGUUUGACCUACUGUAACCCCCGUGAGUCAGAUAAACUAACCCAUUUUGACUGGCAUCUCUUUAUAUCUCUGGGGAGUUUCUGUUUAGUAUUCCAAAGAUAAUUCUGAAAGAAUCAAUAAUUUUGGAGAUUAAUUAAAAAUAAAUAAAUGAUACAAAAUGGAACAAAGAAUGCCUAUGACAUUGUUAUC